Molecule: messenger RNA, 2812 nt
Organism: Dendrobium catenatum
Lineage: Eukaryota; Viridiplantae; Streptophyta; Magnoliopsida; Asparagales; Orchidaceae
Product: VIN3-like protein 1
Exons: 5
Coding region: 302-2383 (693 amino acids)
Biological process (GO): vernalization response; epigenetic regulation of gene expression
Molecular function (GO): protein binding
Source: RefSeq, a predicted model, not a curated record
CAGAACAUCCUUUCUGCUACAUGAGUUUCGGGACUCGAACUCCAACGUAGGAGCUCCUCCCUCCUCGCACUGGGCGUGGCUGACGUCCGUCUCCCAGGCGAAGGGGAGCGUGCCCCGGCACCGCUGAUCUCCGGCCAUCACAGACGCGUCAUCGAUCGGCGAGAUCGGCUCCGGACGUUUUGCCUCCGGUUAUCCGCUACGUCGGUCAAGAAAUCUGUGUCUUGGUUGGAGGUGAGUUGAUUAUCUGUAUCCUGGAUUUCUUUUGAGGAAAGUGCUUGGGUUCCUCUUGUGACUUAAAAAAAUGGUGGUUUCUGAUGAUAGGGUUCUUCUCACAGCGGUGGAUUCACACACAUCUUCUAGUGCCAUAAAUGCCCCAGAAGAAAAUGGAAAGUCUGAUGAGAUUGUUACGGCAAAUAAUUUGAAUGAUUUUGUUAAAUGUUAUCCAAAGAAUAAACUUGUACAUACAAAUCUCGAGAAAGAGAAGAAGCAACAGUGUUCAUCAAAAUGCAAAAUAGGUGUUGAAUUAUCCAAGUCAACUCUCAGAUGCAAGAUUCUAGACUCAAAGCAGUUAAACAAUUCUAACUCGACAAGUAACCAGGCUUAUAAAAAGCAACCAAGAAAGUGUGACAAUCCUGUUCGGCUUCUUAUAACAGAAUCCUCAGAUCAGGCAACUAUGUUGUCUUGUAAAAAUUCUGCUUGCAAAGCUAUUCUGAGCUCUGAGGAUAAAUUCUGUAGAAAGUGCUCAUGCUGCGUCUGCCACCUUUUUGAUGACAAGAAGGACCCUAGUCUUUGGUUGGUCUGCAGAUCUGAGUCUGGUGAUGGAGAUUGGUGUGGAUUGUCUUGCCACAUUGAAUGUGCCCUUCAACAUAAAAAAGCAGGUGUAGUUGAUCAUGGUCAAUUUAUGCAGCUUGAUGGUAGUUACUGCUGUGCUUCGUGUGGGAAGGUAUCUGAUAUAAUAGGGUUCUGGAAGCAGCAGUUAGCCGUGGCAAAAGAUGCUCACCAAGUAGACAUUCUUUUCUAUCGCAUCUCUCUUAGUUACAGACUUUUGAACGGCACUUCUAAGUUUAAAGAAUUGCAUAAAAUGGUUGAGGAUGCCAUGAGAAUGAUGGAGACAGAAGUUGGUCCUUUGAAUGGAAUGUCAGCUAGGAUAUUUCGUGGUAAUGUAAGCAGGCUUUCUGUGGUCAAUGAUUUGCAAAGUCAAUGUUCUUUUGCAAUCAUGAAAGCAGAAGAGUUUUUAAACUCUGUUAACGGCUCCAUUGCAAAGCACAGAGAUUCUCCUCCUACUGCCUGUGCUUUCCAUUUUGAAGAGAUAUCAUCUUCCUCCCUCGUGAUUGUUUUAAAUGUAUCGUGCUCUUCAGCACCUGAUGUUAUCAAGGGUUACAAGCUUUGUUAUUGCAAAAGCAGGGAAGAAAUGAUCGAGAAAGAUCCUGUGCUUAUCCCAAGAUCUCAACAAAGAAUUUUGGUUCCAAACCUUCAGCCGUGCACAGAAUAUGUUUUCCGAAUUAUUUCGUUAUCAGACGAUGGAAAUUUGGGCCAUACAGAAUCUAAGUGCUUUACCAGAGGUGUGGAGGUAAUUGAUAAAGACACAAAGCAAACUGGGACAGGCGGAUGCUCAAUCAAUAACAUGAGAGAAUCAAAGAACCCAAUUGUUGGGUCCUCUGGAUUCAAAGUUCGGAAUCUGGGGAAGAUCUUUGGACCAGCUUGGGCAAUGGAAGAAGGUUGCUCCGAUGAUUUAUACCAAGAGGAUGAUGUGGAAGAAGAAUCCUAUAUAGGAGGAGGUGUUGCAAAGCCCCUUAAUGCUGACGACGAUCGACGGAAGGCUUCUGUUCCGCAUCAGCUUGAUUUGAAUGUUGCAUCAGUUCCUGAUCUUAAUGAUGAUCUUAGUCUUCCCAUGGAAUUCUCACCAGAGGAGAAUGGAUGCACAUUAGAGAAGAGCGGUCUUGAAAGAUCAAAUGGAAGUGGAAAUUGCCAUACUUGUGCUGUAAGGGUGGUUGAAGUACCAGCAGUUGAAUCCCAGCCGGACUGUAGGAAGAACUUGACAAAUGGAUUUACAGAUGGCUGUGAUGGUGAUAGCACUUUAGUUAGUGCACCACCACAUGAAUUCUCAUUUCGCUCAAGUAAUCUGGAUGACAACUAUGAAUACUGUGUGAAUGUGAUAAGACGGCUGGAGUGUUUGGGACAUAUCGAGAAGGAUUUUCGCAUGAAGUUUUUAACUUGGUUCAGCUUCAGCUCCACAGAGCAGGAGCGUUGGGUGGUCAUCACAUUUAUCAGAACCCUUAUUGAAGAGCCUAGUUGCUUGGCUGGGCAGCUCCUUGAUGCCUUUUUGGAGAUUGUGAACUGCAAGAGGCCACGGAAUGGUUUCUGCAGUAAGCUGUGGCAUUGAGAAAGUGCGGUUAGAUUCUGCUAGGAAACUCACUUUACUUGACUAAUUGAUGAUUUGUUUUGCCCAGGAUUUCCUGAAGAGAAUGGCGAGUUUCAGGAGUUUUGGCAUAGUUGAGCUGUCGUGUAGCAGUUCUGUUUCAGCUCUAAGACUUCGUUUGGGACAGUUUUUUUGCUGCUUUUUAAAACGACUUUCUAGUGCAAAAAUUUCUUGAAUUAGAAAUCUUUGUAAUAAAAAACUGUUUUAGAAAGUAGAAAGAAAACUGUCCCAAACGAAACGCAAGAAGUUGUUUCUAAUUUGUCCCAGAAAGCUGGGGUCAAUUUUUUACAUUCAUGGUGUUACUAUGCUGUUAGCUGAUUGAUGAUUUGUAAUUCGGUACGCAUUAAUUUUUUUCAAAAUUUUUUUGACCAUAUGACUCAUGUUACUUGCUUA